GGAAUGUGUCGUCAGCUAGGUGGAGAGCUCUACUAAUUCCUACUAACAAAUGUAACAGCGCACACAAACGCUCCAAAGGAAAAGGUUAGACACAAUUGAAAGGAAGGGGGAGGAGGAGCGCCGCUGCUUGCCGUGGUAAAAGCAGUACAGAGCUCAGUGCGCGCACUGACAGCAUGGCAGGAGACAGCGACAGCAAGUUGGACAAUCAAGCCGAAAAUGAGCAUGUUGUCAGGCAGCCUUUCCUCAUCGGGGUAGCCGGCGGCACUGCCAGCGGCAAGUCAUCAGUUUGUGGGAAGAUCAUGGAGCUUCUUGGCCAGAAUAAGAUCGACCAUCAUCAGAGGCAGGUGGCCAUCCUCAGUCAGGAUAGUUUCUACAGGGUACUGACCUCUGAACAGAAGGCCAAGGCUCUAAAAGGACAAUUUAACUUUGACCACCCAGAUGCGUUUGAUAAUGAGUUGAUAGUCAAAACCCUUUGUGAUAUCAUGGAAGGAAGAACUGUCCAGAUUCCCGUCUACGACUUCGUUACCCACUCAAGGAAAGAAGAGACGGUCACUGUUUAUCCAGCUGAUGUAGUUUUAUUUGAAGGCAUUCUUAUGUUUUAUUCGCAAGAAAUCCGAGAUCUGUUUCAAAUGAAGCUGUUUGUGGAUACGGAUGCAGAUACACGUCUGUCACGCAGAGUCCUGAGAGACAUCAGUGAGAGAGGCCGUGACCUAGAGCAAGUGCUAAACCAAUACAUAACAUUUGUUAAGCCUGCCUUUGAGGAGUUCUGUCUGCCAACAAAAAAGUAUGCUGAUGUGAUCAUUCCAAGGGGAGCUGAUAAUCUGGUUGCCAUAAAUUUGAUAGUGCAACACAUCCAGGAUAUUCUAACUGGUGGUUUGACCAAACGCUCGAACGGAUACCUCAAUGGCCACAACACGCCUCGUAAACGGCAUCCCUCAGAGUCCAGCAGCAGGCCGCAUUGACCAGCUCUCCAUCAGGACGUCUGGGAAUGCAGGGGAGAAUGAAUGUGUGAAGGAUGGAUGCAAGAGAAAAGAAGGAUUGCUUGUGCAUAAUUAGCCAACACUGUAUAAGACAAAAAAAAUCAUGAAAAAUUUCAAAGAGACUGCCUUUUAUUUCAUUCUGCUUCUUUCUUUUUGUUUUUGGACUGGCUACACUUAGAGUUAGAAAGAUAAAUGGAACUUCUAGUUCUAGGAUUGUUAAAGGUCAAAAUGGAUAUUUCCUCUAUUUAUUUUAGCUUUUUUUUUUGUACUUCUUUAAGAGUAGGUUGGUUGACUAAAAGUGGGAAUGCAGAUAAUUAAAUGUUACAUGACUCCAUGGUAAUGAGGAUUGAAAAAAUAUUUUUAAAAAAUUAUUAUUAUUUUUACCUCUGAUUCUUUUUUUCCUAUCAGAAAGGACUACAUUUGCAAAUGUAUUUAUUUAAAGAACCUCUUUACUGGAUGGAGGCCAAAAACAGUUGUUUUAAAAUCCAUCCUUUUUUUUUUUUUAUUUGGUUGACAGUGAUGGAAUAAGUUUUUAGUAUUCUGGCAUUAUUUAUAUGAUGUCCCUCUAUGAUCAGUGUUUCUUGCAGAAGGGUGAACGUUUAUUCCUCUUUUUCACUUGAACAAUUCAGGCAGUGUUGCUACGUCACAACACGCCUCUCAGGGUGUAGUUACUACAAAUGAAAACAAUAACUCCCUUUUGUCCUAAAAGGAAUGAGAUGUUAAUACAGAAGACAUCAGAGACCACACCUCUAAAAUAGAAAGGGCGCUAAUCUGGCUUAAUUAAGCAGAACUAAAUUUGUUGUAUGUAUUCAUACUCGGUUCUGAAUUACAAACCUUGUACUUCUAGAAUAUUUACGGAGAUGCCAGGUGAUCCUCAUUAAACAUGGUCAUGUGCUUUAAAACAAAGCCCAGUGGUUGAUUGUGCAGCAUUACUGUGGAGUGUUAGCAUGAAUAGUGAUCUAUUUGUCAAGAGAUUUGUUCAUAUACUAUGCACUCUACCCUUGACUCUAAUAAUGCAAUUUGACACUCAGUUUAUGACUCUUUAAUUAUACUUGUGCAAGGCAUUUAGACAAAUGGAGAUGCUUACUUGAAAAGAAUUCUCAGUCUCCUCAUCUCUUCAUCCUUUUGCGAUGGGUUUUUUUUCUUCUCUUUUUCCCCUUAAACCCAUUAUUUCACUAUUGUUGUGACUUAAAAUAUACACCAUGAUGCCACUUUGGUAAGUCUUUGACAAAACUCACCAAAGAGUUCAUUUAGUUUUCUUCAACAAGAUGUUUUUGUAGUCCGAGCCAUGUAAUUUCCAUACGCAAUACAUAUUUUCCCUUGUAGCUCAGUUUUCCUGCAUCUUAGAGCCAGAGAGAAGCCAUUUAAGGCACUCUGAAAUCGUUCAGGGAUGUGAAACUGAACAAUCCAACCUUUAAAUUUGACCCUGACUGUAAAAUGACCCCAUAUAUCUUCUAUAUAUCUUGACAUCUUUAACUUAAAAUUGGUUAAUCAUUGAUAUACGAAUUGUUCUUAUUUAACAUUGUUUGUAAUAUCGCUAUAUUUUAUUUUCUGGUUGGCUUCAUUCUCAUUGCUGCUAUGAUACAGGGUGACUCAUUUACAAUCCUAUGUAAAAAUUCUAAAUGAUCAAUUAUUGAAUGAUGUGAAUAUUUAUUUGAUUGAAUACGAUCGUUUCGAGGAUAAUGCCAGUUACAUUUAAUCAGAGACGUCAUUAUUUAUAUCUGGGCCAGAUGAAGAAAAAAAAAACAUUUUGUGACUUGAAUAUUUAUUUGGUUAUCAAAGGCAUUCUUACCCCUGGGCUGUUUAUUUGGCCAAAAUUGCAUAAAUUAUUAUAAAUCUUUUGUUGACGUCUGGUCCUUGGUUUCGUUUGGGUAUUAAAUGUGUGAUUCAAUCAGUAUGUUCAUAGAUUCAUUUUAAAAUUCUUGAAAAGAACCAGUUUAAAACCACUGCAACAAAUUGUGUGCCAUCAUAAAGUUUUUGUAUGUGAACUUACAGACGGUUCCUUUCAUUCUCACGUUGAAUUCCCUUCAAUGUUACAUUAGCUAAAUAUUGUAAAUAUUACUUUUCUAACCAACACUUGGUUACUCAAACAUCCAGGAUGUCGAAGAUAUUCAUACCUCUCAUUAAAGGGUUUUGAUAUAUUAGCACAGAUUUAAACACCAGCUUUUAAAAUGCAGUACACAUUACAAACAUUUUUUCCACAAUCACACAGUUCAGCCCUGAAUAAAACCAUGUUUUCAUAACUUAUCAUCUCUAUCUUACCAACUUGCACACCCAGUGUGUAAUCCUACUUGACUGAAAAUGAUGCAAAUACAGUACAUUGUUUUUAUUGAAUUGUGGGAUUCCAAAGAUUUAAGCUGUUGGCAUUGUUUAAUGUGCAAUCAAUUAGUUUGGCUCCCACACUAAUGUCUAUAGCAAAUAUUGAUUUUACCAGAAUAUGUGACAACCUUUAUGCAUGUAUGUUGAUAUUAGAAAUCCUAGUCUGGAACAGGUUGUCUUGUUGCAAAGAGGGGUGACUUUGAGGGGAUUUCAAAAGUAUGGUGUUCUGCAUGAUGUAUCAUUAUAUGUUCAAUUAUUGAUGCCUUUGAAUUUUGGUGCUUGCAAAAGGGGUGCAACAUGCAAAGAAAGCCAAAACUGUAUUACAAUCAGAAAAGGUUACAUGCUUGUGUUGCUGGACCAAACAAACUACAGUUGCAAGGCUUUAAAACAGCAUUUCUGUGUCACUGCAAUUAAUAUUAAUAACACUUUAUCUUGAACUGUUACUCUUGAAGCUGGGGAUUGACUUUUUUGUUUUUUAAGUGUUUCUGUGCUUUAAUAAAUCAACGAUAACUGUAUCAUCAUGUACAUGUGUAAAGAAUUGCAGAAAGUGAUUGACAGCAUUGCUUAGUUAAAUAAACGUUUUUG
This is a messenger RNA of Sinocyclocheilus rhinocerous, 3884 nucleotides long. Its product is annotated as uridine-cytidine kinase 2-A. The coding region runs from base 174 to 962 and encodes 262 amino acids. NCBI's taxonomy places the organism in Eukaryota, Metazoa, Chordata, Actinopteri, Cypriniformes, Cyprinidae. The record is from RefSeq and is a predicted model, not a curated record. Gene Ontology annotation, molecular function: kinase activity; ATP binding. The transcript has 7 exons.